GUGGUUACUAUAGACAUACAAUACAUACCGUGCUCUGCAAGGACAUGACACUGGCCUGUCUGACUUCCUAUUUGUGGCUCUGCCGGAUUGGAUGACGCCGAUCGAACAAUGAAAUCACCAAGCUGACACAAACUUGGGCUGUGUAGAGUUUGUGUAUGCAGAGCUGUGAAGAGUCAGCCAUGAAAAUGAGAGCAUUGCCUACCCUGAUCACUGCUCUGACAGCCUUUACUGCCUACUAUGUGUACAGCCCACUCCCCAGCACCUUAUCAGAGCCCUGGAAACUCAUGAUGCUGGAUGCCACCUUCAGAUGUGCCCAGGAUCUGAGCAACUGGGCACAUUAUUUUGGUCUCAGUCACCAUUUGCGAGUCUUGAACUUCAUUUCAAAUUACUUUGAUCAAGUGGAUCCUGUAUCAUCUACAAAUAUAAAAGUCACAGACACCGUGUUUGAUGGUGUGGAGGUCAGAAUCUUUGAGCCGAAUACAGGACCUGGUGGGGCAUUAAGACGCCUCAUUAUUUACAUCCAUGGCGGAGGAUGGGCUCUUGGAAGUGCAAGAGCAAGGUCCUAUGACACUCUGUGCCGGAGGUUUUCUGAAGAUGUGAAUGCCGUUGUUGUUUCUAUCGAAUACAGGCUGGUACCAAAUGUUCAUUUUCCAGAGCAAGUGAAUGAUGUCUAUGCUGCCACAAAAUAUUUACUGCUGCCAGAGGUGCUUGGAAGGUACUCUAUUGAUCCAGAAAGGAUUGCAAUAUCGGGAGAUAGCGCUGGAGGAAACCUGGCUGCUGCUCUGUGCCAGCAGAUUACUGGAGAUCCAAGUGUAACCACCAAAGUAAAACUGCAAGCUUUAAUCUAUCCCGUACUUCAGAUACUGGAUUUCAACACUCCUUCUUAUCAGCAAAACACAGACAUGCCAAUACUGUCUCGAUUUGUGAUGAUUAAGUUUUGGCUGGACUACCUGAAUGGAAGUCAUGUCUUUGCCCACGCAAUGCUGGUUAAUAAUCAUACAUCUUUGGACAUAAGUGAAUCUGUUGCACUACGGAACCGAUUGAAUUGGGAUUCAUUACUACCGGCAUCAUUCAAAAAGGACUACAAACCUAUAUUUCAGACAGUAGGUAGUCCAAGUGUUGUACAUAAUGUACCUGCUUUACUUGACAUCAGAGCCUCUCCACUGAUUGCACAUAAGGAAACACUCCAGCGGCUUCCAAAGACCUAUGUCCUGACCUGUGAACAUGAUGUCCUCCGGGAUGACGGGACCAUGUAUGCGAAAAGGCUGGAGGAAGCAGGAGUUGAUGUUACUCAUGACCAUUAUGAAGAUGGCUUCCAUGGCUGUAUACUGUUUGCUUCUUGGCCUACAUAUUUUUCAGCCGGUGCUAGAGCAAGAGAUGGUUAUAUUAAAUGGCUCAGAGAGAACCUAUAAUGUACAGUAGUGGAAUCAUUUGGUUAUCUUCCAAUUCAGGUUCAAACAUGUUACAUGGUGUUUCCACUUUAAUACCAAAUAGCUGUUACCUUUUUAGUAUUCGAAUGGUAAAUUACCACUGCAUGUUUUCUAACGUGCAAUAUCGUAUACAUUCAGUCAAACGCACAAAAGCUAAACUGGAAAAUGUAAUCCUAAAAAACGUUGUCACCUGGCAUAUGCACAUUGUACAUAGCUGGUCAUAGGCUUCCCGAUUAUGAAACUUGAUUCACCAGAUGGUGGUAAGAUUUACUUAACUGGAAGUAGAUACCCUUGUGAAAAAAUUCUGAAGUAGUUUAUCUGGCAUAGCAAACUACACAGGUAUGUGGGUAUCCAAUGUUAUAUAAGGAAAUAAGCUUUUCUGUCAUUAACGAGUCUGUAUACUUACAGUAGAACACAAAAUUGAUCAUACAAAAGACUUUGAGUAACCUCUACAGGAAUUCUGAGAUUUUGACUUAAUACUAAUUCAUAUAUUAAAGUGGAGUUCCACCCAAAAAUGCUUCCGCUUUUCGGAACCCCCCCCCCCUCCGGUGUCACAUUUGGGGGGAGGGGGGUGCAGAUAGGUACAGGUAUUUGCACCCACUUCCAGGCAUAGACUCCAGUGAGAUUCACGCCACUUCGACCCCCCCGCUGUCUCCUGGGAAACACACUAUUCCCAGGAGAGAGCGGGGAACAGUGAGGGUGCGCCGCACUACUCGCGCAUGUGCAGUAGGUAACCGGGCAGUGAAACAGCAAAGCUUCACUUCCUGAUUCCCUCACCGUGGAUGCCG
This is a messenger RNA of Rana temporaria (common frog), 2218 nucleotides long. It is a transcript of the gene NCEH1, whose product is annotated as neutral cholesterol ester hydrolase 1. Bases 156 to 1412 code for a protein of 418 amino acids. NCBI's taxonomy places the organism in Eukaryota, Metazoa, Chordata, Amphibia, Anura, Ranidae. Gene Ontology annotation, molecular function: carboxylic ester hydrolase activity. The record is from RefSeq and is a predicted model, not a curated record. The transcript is spliced from 5 exons. Gene Ontology annotation, cellular component: membrane.